Herpailurus yagouaroundi (jaguarundi) is the source of this 1125-nucleotide messenger RNA. Its product is annotated as olfactory receptor 5AC1-like. Bases 1 to 1125 code for a protein of 374 amino acids. The transcript has 3 exons. NCBI's taxonomy places the organism in Eukaryota, Metazoa, Chordata, Mammalia, Carnivora, Felidae. Gene Ontology annotation, molecular function: G protein-coupled receptor activity; olfactory receptor activity. Gene Ontology annotation, biological process: G protein-coupled receptor signaling pathway. Gene Ontology annotation, cellular component: membrane. The record is from RefSeq and is a predicted model, not a curated record.
AUGAGUUUGAUAAUAGUUCUGAUGGGUUCAAGGCGGGAAUUCAGUGUCAAGGAUGACUCUCAGGUUUCUUUCUUUAAAAACGGGAUUUUAGGAGGAAGUACAGCGGAUGUGGGUGUGAAAGCAGCUAGAAACUUCAUCAGUUUGGCGAUUCAUGAAGAUGUCUCUGGCCCCAAUGUAAAGUAUGUGAUCAACUUGAGUGAAUCUGAUGGAAACAAAACACAGGUGAUGGAGUUUGUUCUCAUGGGACUUACAGAUCUUCCAGGGCUGCAGGUCCCCCUGUUCCUGGUGUUCUUGGUCAUCUACCUCACUACCAUGGUGGGCAACCUCGGACUGAUUUUUCUCAUCUGGAAGGACCCCCAUCUUCAUACCCCCAUGUACUUACUCCUUGGCAGUUUGGCCUUUGCAGAUGCUUGUUCCUCCACCUCUGUGACUCCCAAGAUGCUGAUGAAUUUUUUAUCCAACAAUCACUUGAUAUCCCUGGUUGAAUGCAUCACCCAAUUUUAUAUUUUUGCUUCCAGUGCAAACACUGAAUGUUUCCUUCUGGUAGUGAUGGCCUAUGAUCGCUAUGUAGCUAUAUGUAAUCCUUUGCUUUAUCCAGUGGUGAUGUCCAAUAUCUUUUGCAUUCGGUUAUUAGGUGUUUCAUAUAUUAUAGGGUUUCUUCAUCCUAUGAUGCACACCGGUUUGUUAUUUAGAUUAACUUUCUGCAAGUCCAAUGUAAUACAUUAUUUCUACUGUGAAAUUUUACAACUGUUUAAGAUUUCCUGUACUGACCCUAGAGUUAAUAUGCUCUUAAUUUUUAUAUUUUCAGUCUUUAUACAAUCCUUCACCUUUAUGACUAUUAUCAUCUCUUACUCCCAUGUCCUCUUUGCCAUCCUGAAAAAGAAGUCUGAAAAGGGCAGGAGCAAGGCCUUCUCCACAUGCAGCGCCCACUUGCUCUCUGUCUCUUUGUUCUAUGGCACUCUCUUCUUCAUGUAUGUGCGUCCUGGGUCUGGCCCAGCUGAAAAUCAAGAUAAAAUGUAUUCUGUAUUUUACACAAUCAUAAUUCCCCUGCUAAAUCCUUUUAUUUACAGUUUGAGAAACAAAGAGGUUUUAAAUGCCUUGAGGAGAAUAAUAAAAUAUAAAUAG